Molecule: messenger RNA, 844 nt
Organism: Suillus plorans
Lineage: Eukaryota; Fungi; Basidiomycota; Agaricomycetes; Boletales; Suillaceae
Product: kinase-like domain-containing protein
Exons: 5
Coding region: 124-681 (185 amino acids)
Biological process (GO): protein phosphorylation; signal transduction
Cellular component (GO): cytoplasm
Molecular function (GO): ATP binding; protein kinase activity
Source: RefSeq, a predicted model, not a curated record
GAGUUGCGAACCAAACUACUUAGGCGGUGUAAAAAGUGGCUGAAACUUGACCAAAGAAACAUUGUUCGCUUCUUUGGCCUGACCUCCAGUUUCGGUGUCUUUCCGGCCUUGGUUACCGCAUGGAUGAGCCUUGGAACUCUAACCCAAUACUUGGACAAUCAAUAUCCGUUUCUUUCGACAUUGCUCAAGUUCUCCCUUGUGGAUGAUAUUAUAAGUGGACUCUGUUACAUCCACUCCCAGGAUAUCGUACAUGGGCAUUUAACUGGCUUCAACGUAUUGAUUGAUGAGAGUGGCAAGGCUUGUUUAGCCAAUUACGACCUUGCCGACUUGCUUGUUGCACAUUAUUCAGUUGUUCAAGAGCCAAGAUGGACCGAUCCUCAGUUGAUCUGCGGGGCCAAGUCCCAACUACCCACAAUGUCAACUGAUGUCUAUGCCUUUGGUUGUAUUAUGCUUCAAAUACUGGUGGGGAAACUGCCCUACUGGUGGAUCCGGAACUGCCAUGUGGUCAUAGCAAAGUCCGGGAACCAGCUACCGAUGCAGGAUGACCCCGAAGUUCCCAAACUCGAAGAAUGCUACAAAGAAUUUCUUCAACGAUGCUGGGCUCCCGCUCAAUCCCGCGCAUCGAGCACUGAAGUAGCUGAAUUUGUGACUGCUCAGCUUCACGCAUUGAACGAGUCAUAGCUCUGGUGAAUAGCGGUAUAAAAGAGUUCGUGCACCCGUUUACUCGUGGUCUCUCUUGAAUCCCGUAGUUAUAGCAGCUUAUUUGCUUUCCAACCACCCAUCCCUAAUUUCUUUUUCGCUAUACGGACUAUCAUUAUUGCCAGCCAUUUACAUAAAUUGGUGA